Malassezia pachydermatis is the source of this 1599-nucleotide messenger RNA. RefSeq names its product dbp3- rna helicase required for pre-rrna processing. Gene Ontology annotation, molecular function: RNA binding; ATP binding; RNA helicase activity. The transcript has 3 exons. The record is from RefSeq and is a predicted model, not a curated record. Gene Ontology annotation, biological process: rRNA processing. Bases 1 to 1599 code for a protein of 532 amino acids. Gene Ontology annotation, cellular component: nucleolus. NCBI's taxonomy places the organism in Eukaryota, Fungi, Basidiomycota, Malasseziomycetes, Malasseziales, Malasseziaceae.
AUGGGUGCAUCGGAGAAAGCAAGUAAGCGUAAGGAGCGUGACCAUGAGUCAUCUAAGAGUGAGAAGCUGGAGAAAAAGGUAAAGAAGUCCAGUGAAUCCAAGGAAGCAAAGAAGGACAAGAAAGAGAAGAAGGACAAGAAGGAGAAAAAAGAGAAGAAGGACAAGAAGGAAGAGCCUUCCUCGGUAUCAGAAGGUCCUGCAUCUCCUUCUGAUGCUGCCUCGACGGGCGUGUCUGCAAAAGAAGCGCGUGAAUUCAUGGAAUCAAAUAACAUUACGAUUGAGAUGCCUGAGGAGUCAAAUGACAAGCCCCCCCGGCCGAUGCUGUCCUUUGCUGAGUUGAAUGGGAAAAUUGACGCCGCUUUGAAGGCUCGUCUUGACGAAGAAGGCUUCACAAAGCCUACAUUGAUUCAGUCAUGCUGCUGGCCAGUCCUCUUGCAAGGUCGUGAUAUUGUAGGUGUGGCCGAAACGGGUUCAGGAAAGACGUUGGCGUUCGGUAUCCCUGCUCUUCAAUACGUGAUUACCAACCCGGAAAAGAAGAAGAAGAAAGGAGUUAUUCAAGUUCUUGUGGUCGCACCCACGCGUGAACUGGCAAUUCAGACACGAGACAAUUUGGCGCGUGUAUGUGAGCCACUUGGCUACGGUGUGUUCUGUCUCUAUGGUGGUAUUCCAAAAGGAGAGCAGCUUCGAGAGAUGAACAACUAUGCGCUUCCUAUCCACAUUGCCGUUGGCACACCAGGUCGUGUGCUGGAUUUGGCGCGCGAAGGCUCGCUAGAUUUGAGCCAGGUUAGCUACUUGACGCUGGAUGAAGCGGACCGUAUGUUGGAUAAGGGCUUCGAGCCUGAUAUCCGUGCCAUCAUCGGAAUGACCAAGUCGCAUGAAGCUGGACGUCACACAAAUAUGUUUAGCGCUACAUGGCCCCCAGCUGUGCGUGGUCUUGCAGAGACUUUUAUGCGCUCACCUGUUCGUGUGACCGUGGGCAGCGAUGAGCUUAGUGCAAACCGACGGGUGGCGCAAACGGUGGAAGUGUUGGAAGAUGGUCGUGCGAAAGAGCGCCGUUUGAAUGCUUUUCUACGUGAGAUCAAUGCGCACAAGUCGAAAGACAAGGUCCUUAUUUUUGCUCUAUACAAGAAAGAGGCGCAGCGUGUAGAAAAUACACUGCGUCGUUGGGGCUACCAGGUGUCAGGAAUUCAUGGCGACUUGAGUCAGCGUGAUCGUAUGGCAAGCCUGGAGGCAUUCAAGACAGCAGAGACGCCGCUCUUGGUAGCCACAGAUGUUGCGGCUCGUGGCUUGGACAUUCCGAACGUCGAACAUGUUAUCAACUAUACGUUCCCUCUGACGAUCGAGGACUAUAUCCACCGUAUUGGCCGUACCGGUCGUGGUGGUAAAACAGGCAAGGCGUUGACAUUCUUCACAGAUGAAGACAAGGCGCAUGCGGGUGAACUCAUCCGUGUGUUGAAAGAUGCCGACCAACCUGUUCCCAAAGAGAUGGAUCGUUUCCCUACGACAAUCAAGCGAAAGACGCAUUCAAGCUAUGGUGAUCAUUAUCAUGAACUUGUUCCUGGAAAAGCCAAGAAGAUUACGUUUGAUGAUGACGAUUAG